CAGCUGUUUGCAAAAUGUAUAUUGUACAAAACAAACACAAUGUCAUUUUAUAAGAAUGUCAUAUAAUUUUUAUUGAGGUAACAUUUUGAUUUUUUAACAACCCAACAAAGUUUGAAGGCGACUUUUAGCUGCUCUAAAUCACAAAAACAUGAUCUCAGAAUGCACCCACAAACACUACAGUGAAGAAAAUGGAUGCCAAGAUGAGGAUAAAACCGAUGAAAAAUUGACGUCCGAAUUGAUGUCAUGUCCUACCUUUCAACAACAAAUACGUGAUAUCGUAUUUACAUUAAUACCAGAAGUGCCACGACUGAAAGAUCUGUUCCUGAGCUGGGAAGCCUUGACAGUGGAAGACAAGGAUGUGGUAGAACACUACGGCAAGACCAACUCUACAGGUCUUGGUCUGUACAAACCGAUACUGGAGGCGUUGAGACACUGGGAUAGAGUUCAAGACACACAAGGUGCUCCUGGCUGUGAUCCAGGGAUGGUGACUCUCUCUGGACAACCUCAGAUAGAGGCUGCUCUCACCAAGGCCGUGUACACUCUGGAGUGUCUGGUGUCAAAAUUGCAUGAUGACAGUAGUAGCGAGCACCUCGGCACUUACAGCAUUUCUCGGUUGAGCUCUUCUCUCAGGUCUGUAUAUGAUGACGAGAAAGACCGAGGAGAUAACAAUGGUGACAAUGCAAAUCAUUCAUGCUUCACCAGGAGAUCUCUGUCCCUUGACGACCUCCCAAAAUUACUGACCAAGAAAGCAUCAGUUUUCUCACUAUGAUAAUAUCGUAGCACAAAUAAAGAAUAUUGUACAAAAGAUUGAAUAAACCAAAUUUAAAAUA
Messenger RNA from Homalodisca vitripennis (glassy-winged sharpshooter), 830 nucleotides. RefSeq lists its product as uncharacterized. The coding region runs from base 149 to 769 and encodes 206 amino acids. The record is from RefSeq and is a predicted model, not a curated record. The transcript has 4 exons. Lineage: Eukaryota; Metazoa; Arthropoda; Insecta; Hemiptera; Cicadellidae.